AUGGCACCUCGAGAGAAAAGCGCGCAUAAGCGGGGUAGACUCAGUGUGGAUGCCGAUUCACAAGACCUGAAAAAGCCGCGCCGAUCUCAACGCAUCUCAAGUCAGCAUCAACCACAGGAGACACCAGUCGAUCACGACUAUCUGCCAACUCCACUGACCCAUAGCCAUUCGACUGCCACGGAUAUUCGCAAUGAAGUGACGGCCACUCCACCAGAAAGUCCAAGUCGAACCCGCGCACCCUCGUCGCCUAACCCAGACCUUUCCCAGGUUGUGUCAUCACCACCGGGGGACACACAAGCCCUAUCGCAGUUUGUCUAUCCCCCGAGAGCAUUUGCGGAUGAAGUCGAGGAUGAAGAUGCUGAGGGGGUUUGGGGCUACCUGAUCCCACUGGAUGACAAGGUUAGCAGUGCAUUUACUUUGAAGAAGCGAGAUGGUUGCGACAAUCGGGAAGACGCGGCCAAGGACAAGUCUGGGAAAAAUUCUCAGGCCUGCAAGCAGAAAAAUGGUCGGGCACCUGGUGGUUAUCUGAUUGGCCGCCACCCAGAGUGUGACCUGGUGAUCAAUAGCCCAACGAUAUCAAACCGCCACUUCCUCGUGUUUGAAGAGAAGAGAAAGGGCGAUGUAGUCGCUAUUCUAGAAGAUCUCUCCAGCAAUGGAACCUUUGUGAACGAAGCCAUGGUCGGAAGGAACAAGCAUCGUGAGCUUGAAGAUGGAGAUGAAGUUUCUAUUUUGAACGAAGCCCGGUUUUCCUUUCGUUACCCACGUUCGAGGGAUACCAAUGGUUUCCGUCAACAAUACCGAACACAUCGACAGCUUGGUAAAGGUCAUUUUGCGACCGUCUAUCUGUGUGUGGAGGGCUCCACGGGCAAACAGUAUGCAGUCAAGGUCUUUGAAAAGCGUCCAGGUGAUUCGCAAAAGUCACAAUCAGAUGCUUUGCAGCAGGAGGUUGCCCUUUUGAAGAGCGUCAAUCAUCCGAAUCUCCUCUGCCUGAAGGACACAUUUGAUGAAACUGAUGGGGCUUAUCUGGUUCUCGAGUUAGCCCCAGAGGGUGAACUGUUCAACUUAAUAUUGAGCAAAAAAAAGCUCAGCGAGUCAGAAACCCGCCAUCUGUUCCGUCAGCUCUUUGAAGGACUGAAAUAUCUGCACGACCGAGGGAUUGUUCAUCGGGACAUCAAACCCGAGAAUAUUCUGCUGGCUGAUAAGAAAAUGACAGUCAAACUGGGUGAUUUUGGACUUGCCAAAAUCAUUGGAGAAGACUCAUUUACCACCACGUUGUGUGGUACCCCAUGCUAUGUUGCACCGGAGAUUUUGGAGGAUACUCGGCGACGACGAUAUACCAAAGCUGUGGAUGUCUGGUCUCUGGGAGUAGUUCUCUAUAUCUGCCUAUGCGGCUUUCCUCCCUUCUCGGACGAAUUAUACACGCGGAACAACCCCCUCACAUUGGCCCAGCAGAUCAAAUCGGGCAAGUUCGACUAUCCUGCGCCGUGGUGGGACUCUGUGGGCGAUCCUGCCUUGGAUCUGAUUGACCGGAUGCUCACCGUGGACGUGGAGAAACGGAUCACGGUGGAUGACUGUCUGGAGCACCCUUGGAUGACUGAAAAAUACCCCAAUGUCACUGACAGCACGGAUGGGCUGACAGGCGCCUUGGGCAACUUGGAUUUCUCGAAGCGCAAGAUGGAGCGGGAGCGGACCCUGCUGAGCAGUGUUAAUGACGUUCUUUUCAGUGAACAUGUGGAAGGCAGUGAAGCCCCAAUUAAAGUCUUUCACAAUAACAAUGCUGGUACGCGCAUUCACAAUCAACCAGCGAAGGUUGAAUCGUCCCCCGGAGACCAAGGUAGCCCCAAGGGGUUUGUGAAUCUCGGCGAGCGUGGUGAUCCCGCGCUAUACGACGAACCAAAGGUCAAUCGACAUAAGUAA
Molecule: messenger RNA, 1917 nt
Organism: Penicillium verhagenii
Lineage: Eukaryota; Fungi; Ascomycota; Eurotiomycetes; Eurotiales; Aspergillaceae
Exons: 6
Coding region: 1-1917 (638 amino acids)
Biological process (GO): protein phosphorylation; mitotic DNA damage checkpoint signaling
Cellular component (GO): nucleus
Molecular function (GO): ATP binding; protein serine/threonine kinase activity; protein binding
Source: RefSeq, a predicted model, not a curated record